AUGGCGCCUUUCAGUUUUGAGAAUCCACAUAUCUGCUACCACUGCUCAGCCAUACAACUUCAUCUCGAACUGAAACCCCAGAUUCUCUGCUGCUUCGGGUGUAUGUAUAAUGGUCCAGGCAGGACUACAGAUAAAGGCGAAUAUGUCUGCUUCGAGUGCGCACGCCCAUUCUCAGGCACUAGUGGUUUAGAUCUUCGCUACUGCUCAACCUUGCCUUACGAUCUCUCACAGGCCCUGACCGCUGCCGAGUCUGACCAUUGCGAGUUCUAUCGCUGGGUUAUUCACAGAGUCACUCGCUUCUUCAAGAUCCAGGAAACACCAAGCGGCUGGAAGUCCAAAAAAGCAGUUGGAAUUCUAACGCAAAGGUCACGUUUCGAACUUUCCGGAAUAUCGAAUGAGGUUGGGAGAGCCAAUCUAGAUAUCAAGUUCUUCAGCCAUUGGGUUGAUGAUGAUGGCAACAAACAUGAAACACGACAUAACCUUGGAUACUUUGAUGCUUGGGAUACGGGCGAUGACCCGUCUUUCGGUCUCGUGUCGUCGCGGCCCUACGUGCAGGAUGUCAAAUCAGCCCAGUCGAUCGACUUCGCUAGGUCAUCUUUCGAAACAUGCAUGAGAAGCCAUCCCUGGUGCAGAACCGAUCAGAUCAACCAUAUGACCGUGUCCCGCUGGCCGGGUGAUGCCUUGUCCUACGAAAGGAUAGACCCCAGGGACAUACCCACCCGCCUCCUGGAUAUUGCCACCGGACCGUCCCCUGGGGCUGAUGCAGAAUACAUCAAACUGAUCGAAACCAUAGUCGAUGACAAAGACGGCCAGCUCAUUGAGCAAAUUGCCCAAACAGGCUUCAUAGUUCUUUCCUACUGCUGGGGCGGUGAUCAGAAUUCCAAACUGGUCGCUUCCAACCUUCAAACCUACAAGACCGAAGGCAUCAAGCUGGGCCAGCUAGACCAGUCUCUCCAAGACGCGGUCUGGGUCGCCAGGCAGAUAGGAAUCCGCUACCUCUGGAUCGAUGCUUUGUGCAUCCCCCAAGAUGAUCUCGAUGGCCAGGGAAACAACCCCGACAAAGCCCAUGAAAUCAGCCGCAUGGCCUCCUACUACGGUCGAGCAACCCUAACAAUCCUCGCCGCUUCCGCCUCUAGAGCCGUGGAUGGUUUCCUGCAAAACCGGCAACCAGCAACUGACUUCGACAUGGCACCCACCUACGCUCAGUUGAUCGUAUCUGAUAACACCAAGACCAAUGAUGACACUCCCGAUAAAGUCCACAAGAUCCUCCUCGCCAAACAGUCCCCCAACCCCACUAUAGAACCAAUAACAACCCGCGGCUGGACCCUCCAAGAAUCCCUCCUAUCCCGCCGCAUCCUCAUCUACGGUGUCAACCAACUGUACUGGUCCUGCCUCAAUUCCUUCGCCGGCUGCGGUGGCAAAACCACCAACUUAACCAACCGAACCAUCCCCGGUAUGGAGUCCCUCGUUCCCGGAGUAUACCCCAUAGGCAGUCUGAUCGACCAGCCUGUUUACCUGCAGUGGAACUCCAUCGUCAAGACUUAUACCCAACGCUUUCUAUCACAACCAGGUGACAAACUAUGGGCUAUCUCCGCGCUUGCUAGCCACAUUGUCCAAGUUAGUGCUCACAGGGGAGAAAAGCCCAUUUAUGCGGCUGGGCUAUUGGUCGAUGAAGCAAAUCCGGGGACGUGGUUGCAGCAGUUGUUGUGGUAUCCUGACUCGAUCGAGGGAAGAGAUAACAAGAGACCACCUGGCGGUAGAUACAGAGCACCGAGUUGGUCGUGGGCAAGUCUUGAUGGCGUGGUGAAGGUGCCUAGCUGGCGGCAUGAAAUGGAGGAGUAUGCCGCUGUGGAAGAAUGGGGGGUUGAACCAGCUGUGAAAGGGGCGAUGUAUGGAGGACUGAGUGGGGGGUAUAUCUUUUUGAGGGCGGUGACGCAACCGAUUUGUCGCAUUGCGGGGAGGUGUGGUGACGUUGUGUGGGCUGAGAGGUUACAGACUGAAGGUACUGGAGAUGAUGACUUUGACUGGACAUACUCUCGAAAGGGGGGUAAUCUUGAAGGAGCUGCAGACAGUUGGGUCUUGGUGUUGUUGGCGGAUUCCGGCGAGUGCAGAAGCGUGAUUGAGAUAGGGCUUCAGGAUCCUGGGGUUGGAGCGAGAAUAUUGCUUGUUGGCUUGUCAUCUUUGUCAACGGGACAACUUGUGGGGGUCAGAGGAAUAAUAGUCGAGCAGACUGUAGAUGAUGAUGAGUUGAGGUUCUGUAAGCGACGUGGGAGUUUCCGACUGAAAAUGGGGAAGCUUGCAAAUGGGGGCCAAGAUUUGGCAGCCAAGUUCUUCAAGAAGGGAACAAAGCAAACUCUGAGGAUUCUGUAA
This is a messenger RNA of Podospora pseudocomata, 2370 nucleotides long. RefSeq lists its product as uncharacterized. The record is from RefSeq and is a predicted model, not a curated record. The transcript has a single exon. The coding region runs from base 1 to 2370 and encodes 789 amino acids. Lineage: Eukaryota; Fungi; Ascomycota; Sordariomycetes; Sordariales; Podosporaceae.